Molecule: messenger RNA, 1195 nt
Organism: Phialemonium atrogriseum
Lineage: Eukaryota; Fungi; Ascomycota; Sordariomycetes; Cephalothecales; Cephalothecaceae
Product: ubiquitin-conjugating enzyme/RWD-like protein
Exons: 4
Coding region: 400-945 (181 amino acids)
Source: RefSeq, a predicted model, not a curated record
CGCGCGGCGGGUCGCGUCUCCAGUAACCAAAGGAUUAGUGAGUAUGAUACUGUUUUGUUUGAAGAUGAGGAAGCCAAACACGUAUCGAUUGGUUGACCGGCGCCGAGCUUGCCAAGGAAGUGCAGGCCCGGGGCCCGGGCGCGCCUUAUCUUGGUUGCUGGAGGGGCUGCACCAAGUGGGCUGGGUCCUUCCAUGUAAACAUUCGCUGUUUUGCCGCCAAAUUCCUAGGCCUCAUCCUCAAUCCCGAGCUUUGAUAACCAACGAUCUCCGCUAAAAACUGAGACACUCACUAGGCUUAACAGUUUAUUCGCCCAGCGUCGAAAGGAAUUCCGCCUUAUUGACUGACAGCUUGCUUUGUCUCGAUAGCCCUCCUACCGACCCCAAUUGACGACCAACAUCAUGUCCUACAGCAUGGAAGACAGCCAAACCCCAGCCCUUGGGGGUUUCCAAGCUAAUAAACUUGGCGGAGCAAGAAAGGGCGCAGACGCUGGACCGAACGCUGCGAAAAGGUUGCAGACAGAGCUCAUGCAGUUGAUGACGUCUGCGGCACCCGGCAUCUCUGCUUUCCCUUCGGCUGACGGGGACCUGCUUAUGUGGGGAGCAACAAUCGAAGGCCCGGAGGACACUCCUUACUCAGGCUUGACAUUCAAGCUCAGCUUCGAGUUCCCGUCCAACUAUCCGUAUGCGCCGCCCACGGUGCUAUUCAGGACCCCUAUCUACCACCCAAACGUCGACUUUUCCGGCCGUAUCUGCCUGGAUAUCCUGAAGGACAAGUGGACCGCUGCCUACAACAUCCAGACCGUCCUGCUUAGCCUCCAGUCCCUUCUCGGAGAGCCCAACAAUGCAUCCCCCCUGAAUGGCGAAGCCGCUGAGCUGUGGGACAACGACCCUGCAGUGUUCAAGACGAAGGUUAUGGACCGACACAAGGACAUCGAGGAAGACUAAAAAGGCGAACUCAUAAGUGGGACACGCAUCUGGUUUUGGAGAAUGGGAGUCGGUUUGUAUGAUUCUUGGCUUAUGGGCUCGUCUCUGGUUUAUGGGUAGCGGACGGCAUUGCAUCUCCAGGGCGGUUAGGUUCACGAAUAUCCUGUGGUCGUUUGGUCUGCAUGCUCUUCAUUCAGUUCGCCAACGCCCAGGGCAAUAGGUAUCUUGCCCCAGCAAAAGAUAACUCCACCAAUUUGAGCAUUUUGGCAAC